AUGUCAGCUUAUAGUCUGAUAACCCCUCAAGACCACGGAAGAGCCUCUACAGAUGCAGUGACCGCUGUGCCCACCCCAGCACAAGCCAAGACGGGGCAGGACAUGAUCGACGAUCUCUUUGACGACGUCGACUUUGAUGAUGAGAUAUAUGAUAUGGUUGAUGCACUCCAAGGUGUGGAUAGCUGUUUUUUCGGUACGCUCGUGUACCAGCCACAGCGCCCCCACAUCCCGUACAAACGCUUUACCAUCACCAAACGCUCGGACGAGCACUUUGUACCAGUCGAGGGCAGUGGGAUUGUAGACACCAACGAGACACUCUUACAGCUCACAGCUGAAGACGGGUCUAUCACGACGGCUCAUGUACGUGACGAUUGGCGUAUGGUGGAUAUGCAGGAGAACGAUGUAGUACAUGUUAUAUACGACACUGUAAUCAGUACAGACUCACGCGAUGUGGUGAUCGACAACAGAAAG
Sphaeroforma arctica JP610 is the source of this 471-nucleotide messenger RNA. RefSeq lists its product as hypothetical. The annotation marks the transcript as partial. The record is from RefSeq and is a predicted model, not a curated record. The transcript has 4 exons. NCBI's taxonomy places the organism in Eukaryota, Ichthyosporea, Ichthyophonida.